UUAAACUCCUCCCACCGGGGUAAAACGAUAAACGAACCCCCUCAAUGACUCUGUCGUUUGUCAGAGCAAGCGUAGUAAAGUAAGCCUUACAUUGUCAGAUAUCGUUUCAAUACCCAGGCUGAUAGGUUUAUUUUUGUGUAUAUAGUUAUUGUCGUUACGUGUAGCUAAUAAUCCCUGGGAAAAAUGGCAGAAAGCGACUGGGAUACUGUGACUGUGUUGAGGAAGAAGGGUCCGACUGCAGCGCAGGCCAAAUCUAAGCAGGCUAUCACAGCUGCACAGAGACGUGGAGAAGACCUCGAUACUACUAAGAAAUGGUCUGCAGGGCAGAACAAGCAGCACCUGGUGACCAAGAACACCGCCAAGCUGGACCGGGAGACGGAGGAGCUGCAGCACCUGAGGGUCUCCCUGGAGGUGGGCAAGGUUAUCCAGCUGGGCCGCCAGAACAGCGGCCUCACCCAGAAAGACCUGGCCACUAAAAUUAAUGAGAAGCCUCAGGUCAUCGCAGACUAUGAGUGUGGAAAAGCAAUUCCCAACAAUCAGGUCAUGGGCAAAAUUGAGAGAGCAAUCGGUUUGAAACUGCGCGGGAAAGAUAUUGGACUGCCCCUGGAGGCAAAACCCAAGAAGAAAUGAGGACAAAGCCUCGAAAUCAGCCCCCCCUUCCCCAUGUCCCCCAUCUCUAUCCCCAACUUCCUACUCCCACUAUGACCCUGCCUCCCUUACCCCUCCAAACCCCCCACCCCCCUCUCUCCCCCAUCCCCCUCCUCUACCUGGGCUGAUCUCCACCUGUGUCCUGUUUAUAGGACCUGGUGAUCCACCAUGUUGCAAGUUGCAUAUACUGACAAAUCAUCACAAAUUACUUAUUAUAAACAAUGAAUGAACAAUUGAAUGCAUUGCAAAACUUGCUAACCAAAAGUUCUCUGAAAUGUAAUUUUUUCUUUUGUAUCCUACUACUUUAGCGUCAACUUUUUGGGGGGAUGGUUGAAACAGACAAGGUGAAUUUUACCGUGGCCAUGUGCAUCGACAUUAUCUUUACAUACAUUUUCUCUGAGCAUGUUUUUUUAAUCCAUUUUGAAAGUGUUUGAUUGCAGCCUUUUCACACACUUUGCAUAUUGUUUCACUACGAUAUGGACAUGUCCUCCUGCUGUAGCUUGGUUUUGAUCUUCAAAUAAAGUUUGACAGUUUA
Coregonus clupeaformis (lake whitefish) is the source of this 1183-nucleotide messenger RNA. RefSeq names its product endothelial differentiation-related factor 1 homolog. The record is from RefSeq and is a predicted model, not a curated record. Bases 184 to 630 code for a protein of 148 amino acids. Gene Ontology annotation, molecular function: DNA binding. The transcript is spliced from 5 exons. Lineage: Eukaryota; Metazoa; Chordata; Actinopteri; Salmoniformes; Salmonidae. Gene Ontology annotation, cellular component: nucleus.